Molecule: messenger RNA, 603 nt
Organism: Geodia barretti
Lineage: Eukaryota; Metazoa; Porifera; Demospongiae; Tetractinellida; Geodiidae
Source: the annotation of a GenBank genome assembly
AUGCCCGACCGCAACGAUGCUCCGUCAAAGGAAGAAGUAGAGGACCUGGUACGACGAGCGCAGCAGGGACAUAGUGAGGCGUUUGCGGGCCUGUACGAGGCCUACUACGACAAGAUCUAUCGCUACGUGAUGUUCAAGACCGGUGACACCCUCGAGGCGGAGGACCUGACCGAAGAGGUGUUCCUGAGGAUGUUGGAGUCGAUAGGCUCCUUCAAGUGGCAGGGUUAUCCCUUCACGUCGUGGCUCUUUAGGAUCGCACACAACCUCGUGAUCGACUACUACCGAAAGGCGGGACGGCAGAAGAAGACCUCUCUCGACGACGCAAUGCGGGUGGUGGGGACGGACAACGUGGACGUGGACAGGAAGCUGGACGUAGAGCUGUCGAUCAAGGAGGUCAAGGAGGCGAUGGGCGGGCUGACGCGGCUGCAGCAGGAAGUGUUAUCCCUGCGGUUCGCGGGCGGGCUGUCGGUUGCCGAGACGGCGGAGGCGAUGGGCAAGAAAGAGAACGCGGUCAAGGCGCUGCAGCACGCGGCAAUCAAGAAGCUCAGGACGCUCCUUGGCCCGGCGAUGGAACAGGGCCUGAUAAGCCAAGGCGGUGCAUAG